This is a messenger RNA of Copidosoma floridanum, 1690 nucleotides long. RefSeq names its product chromatin assembly factor 1 p55 subunit (gene Caf1-55). Gene Ontology annotation, molecular function: protein binding. The record is from RefSeq and is a predicted model, not a curated record. Lineage: Eukaryota; Metazoa; Arthropoda; Insecta; Hymenoptera; Encyrtidae.
CUCGAAACUCGAAACUUGGCGGCGCUGGCCAAGAAAGUGGUUGUAAGCGCGGGCUCGCACCAGGUCGUCAGGACGUCAGGUCCAUUUGUUCAUCUUCGUUGAAUAACUGUCUCCUACCAAAGAAAAGGCUGAGCAUCCGCAAUGGGUGACAGGGACAGUGAAACCUUUGAUGACGCUGUUGAGGAACGCGUCAUAAAUGAGGAGUACAAGAUUUGGAAGAAGAAUACUCCCUUCUUGUAUGACCUUGUUAUGACCCAUGCCUUGGAAUGGCCUUCAUUAACAGCUCAGUGGUUGCCGGAUGUAACCAAGCCAGAAGGCAAGGAUUACACAGUACACCGACUUAUCCUUGGCACGCAUACAUCCGAUGAGCAAAAUCAUCUAUUAAUUGCCAGUGUACAGUUACCGAAUGAAGAUGCGAUUUUUGAUGCUUCACACUAUGAUAAUGAGAAGGGAGAGUUUGGAGGAUUUGGAUCAGUGAGUGGUAAAAUUGAAAUCGAAAUUAAAAUCAAUCAUGAAGGAGAAGUCAAUAGAGCCAGAUAUAUGCCUCAAAAUCCUUGUGUCAUUGCAACCAAGACACCAUCCAGCGACGUUCUAGUUUUUGACUAUACUAAGCACCCAAGUAAGCCAGAUCCCAAUGGAGAAUGUCAUCCAGACUUACGGUUACGCGGUCAUCAAAAGGAAGGCUAUGGACUCUCUUGGAAUCCAAAUCUUAAUGGAUACUUGCUGAGCGCUUCGGACGACCACACGAUUUGCUUGUGGGACAUAAACGCCACACCAAAGGAAAACAGAGUAAUUGAUGCCAAGACUAUAUUUACAGGCCACACGGCUGUUGUUGAAGAUGUUGCCUGGCACUUACUUCAUGAAUCCCUGUUUGGCUCUGUGGCUGAUGAUCAAAAAUUGAUGAUCUGGGACACGAGAUGUAACAACACAAGCAAACCGAGUCACACGGUUGAUGCUCAUACAGCAGAAGUGAAUUGUCUAAGUUUUAAUCCAUAUUCCGAAUUUAUCUUAGCAACUGGAAGCGCUGAUAAGACUGUAGCUCUGUGGGAUUUGCGAAAUUUGAAAUUGAAAUUACAUUCAUUUGAAUCUCACAAGGAUGAGAUCUUCCAAGUCCAAUGGUCACCUCAUAAUGAAACGAUUCUUGCUAGCAGUGGCACAGAUAGAAGAUUACAUGUCUGGGACCUUAGUAAAAUUGGAGAAGAACAGUCUAGUGAAGAUGCAGAAGAUGGACCUCCUGAACUUUUGUUCAUCCAUGGAGGACAUACUGCUAAGAUCAGUGACUUUUCCUGGAAUCCAAACGAGCCUUGGGUCAUUUGUUCUGUGUCUGAAGAUAACAUAAUGCAAGUUUGGCAGAUGGCUGAAAAUAUUUAUAACGACGAAGAGCCAGACACGCCUGCCAGUGAGCUCGAAGUUGCAGGAGCGAUUAAUUAAGUGGCUACCCGCAAAAACAUUCAUACUUUUUUAUUCAUCAAACAUUAUUUAACAAUUGUGUUAUUCCAUUUCUUCAAUAUGAGUUAAUGAGAACUAAUUUUGUAAGCUCAUAAACUUGAAUAUUUAACGAGUGUUUGUAUGUAAUGUUUUUAAUUAAGUGUCAAAACUAUCAUACAUGCAUUAGAAAUGUAACGAUUAAUAUUCUGUAAACCAACUGUCGAUAUUUUUUUAAGAGUUAUUAAAAAAUAAUGGAAAAUUA